Messenger RNA from Linum trigynum, 3718 nucleotides. NCBI's taxonomy places the organism in Eukaryota, Viridiplantae, Streptophyta, Magnoliopsida, Malpighiales, Linaceae. The record is from the annotation of a GenBank genome assembly.
AUCAACGAUCGAGAUUGACCACGAUAAUAAAUGUGGUUUCUUUUUCGAACCCCAUCCAGAAAAUUCACUAUUAAGACGAGCACAAUGAAAAAGAUAAACAUUAAGCUUAGCUACUAGCUCUCUCCUCCCUCUUGCUCUUUUUACCCCUCUCAAUAAAACCUUCCAUAAGAAAAUUUAUACCAUUCCUUUACAGUUUCCUUGCUGAUUUCAUUUCCAAAAACCAAAAACAUUCCUCUUCAAUUCUUCCUUUCAAACAAUGGAUUAUGAAAAUCACAAUUUGAGGGACCAAGAUUUUGUCUCCCCUUCCUCCCAACAACCACCACCAACAAUGUUCUUCUCUGAAAACUACAUCACCUCCCACCACCACCAAGAUGAUGAAUUUCACUAUGAGCCACCGCCAAUACUGCCGCCGCCGCCGUCAUCAUCAUCAAAAGGAUUCCUUGAGGAAUUCCACAACCUUGAUGAAGAGGAAGACCAAGACCAGGUGUUUGGAGUAGUCCACAACGGUUGCAAUUUCGAUUCCUCUGGUUUUGAUGCUUUCCCUUACGGUUCCUCUUCAUCAAACAUGGAUUUUUAUGAGUAUGAGUGCAAGCCCUUUGUUGAUCAUCAUAUCAAUAGUGACACUAAUUUCCAUGGUGUCACCAUCCCUCAUCGAAAUAAUUAUAAUCACCAUGUGACGAUUGCUGAGAUGAUGGGAUCAUCAUCAUCAUGUACUAAUAACAACAAUCAGAUGGUGAAUGUGGAUGGAGCACAAGAGAUGAAGCCUUUGUUUUCAAUCCCCGACGAACUCUCGUCGUCUUCUUGCUUUAAUCUCGACAAUGGUGGAACUUAUCAUCAUCAGAACGAGAUAGCGGGCUACGGAUACAAGAGCAGAAUGAGUAGAAGCAAUGCUGUCACUACCCAUUUGACGAAUCGGGUUAGCAAUCGAGCUUUGGGACUGCCUCCGACUGCUAAGAAGACAUGGAAAGGCAGGAAGAAGAAUAACGUUGUCAAGGGUCAAUGGACCGUCGAUGAGGACAGGUUGUUAGUUCAGCUAGUGGAACAAUUUGGGAUCAGAAAAUGGUCACACAUUGCUCAAAUGCUACCUGGUAGAAUCGGGAAGCAGUGUCGAGAGAGAUGGCACAAUCAUCUCCGGCCUGAUAUCAAGAAAGAUACGUGGACCGAAGAGGAGGACAGAGUUUUGAUACGAUCGCACGGGGAGAUCGGUAACAAAUGGGCGGAGAUCGCGAAGAGGCUCCCCGGGAGAACAGAGAACUCGAUCAAGAACCACUGGAACGCGACCAAGAGAAGGCAGUACUCGAAGCGAAAAUGUCGCUCCAAGUACCCGCGCGGAUCGAUUCUGCAGGACUACAUCAAGAGCUUGAAUUUGGACAAUUCGAGUAACCUUCACGGCAGGAGAUCAACGUCCAAGAAGAAGAACAACAACAAUCAUCAGGAGAAUGGCCCUUGUGGCAAUAAUAAUCAACAGCACCAGCAGCAGCAGGAAAGCAGCUUGGAUGAGGACUUGUAUGAAAAUGAUAGAUUGGUACCCAAUUUCGACUUCAGUAACGAAGAGGUCCCUGAUUUUGGAUUCGAUGACAAGAUUUUCCAGGACGGGUGCAACAUCGAUUCGCUGCUCGACGGGCUGCCUCCCUGUGCGCCGUUGUUGUCGGUCGACGGGAAGAGCUUCGACGACGAGCCGGAAGUGCCGGCGAAGGAGGAUGCAGCGGCGGCGGCGGCGCUGGACUUUGAGGUGAAAAAGGAGCUCGACUUGGUAGAGAUGAUGCUGGUGUCGCAGAAGAAAGGAUUCUGACAAAUUUCGUAGCCCCGUCGUAAUAAUAUAAUAUACUCAAAAGGGAAAUUAAUGGUAACAAAAUAUUGCAUAAUAUGGGAUGGUGACAUAAGAACUUUGGGUGUAGAAGAAGAACAUUAGUUAUCUUCAAGUACUCCAACUUAUUUUUGCCAAUUCUUUUGGCAAUUUUUGCUCUCUUUUUGGAUGGGAAUUAGAUAUAGAUAUAGAUAUCUAUAUUCAUAUCCAUAUAAAUACAGGAAUGUAUGGACAUUAUAUUGUAGUAGAGAAGGAGAUUUUACCCAUUAAAGAUGUAGGAAUAAAAAGGGUGUCUUUGAUUAUAUACUAUGUAUACUUCUUUUUAAUUUAUGUGAGUGUAUCAAAAUCACUUCUUUAUUAUUUUCUUGGUGAUUGAUGGCUCCAAAUCUCACACUAGGGUUUUUGCCAUUUUAUGUUUGUAAUUAUCUAAAGGAAUCUACACACAUUUUUUACUCAUUUAGUUAUUUUCUCAAAAUGACUUAUUAGUGAUACAAUAUAGACCAAACGAUAAUCUUCUCCUUUAAAGCGAUUUCUUAUUUUAACCGUUACUUGUAUUUCAAUCAACUAUAUUUUUGUUAUAUCGACAUUAAGAAGAAAUAUUUUUUAUUUAAUUAGGAUCACAAAACAUUAUGCAACUUGGAGUCUAUUAUGUUAAAAAUAUCACAUCAAGAAAUAUAUUUGCUAGAUAACCUGGUAUUUAAUUUAUCUAACUUAAUUUUAUUAUAUUCAUCAUUUCUAUCUCGUAACAAUAAAUAAAUCAUUCAUAAUCGAGAUGUUAUCAUUUCGAAUUAACCCGCAUUAUCUUAUAAGUUCUGGCCCAUUCUGCAUAGGUACAACACAUCCCAUUCCAUGCUGAAAUUUACCGAGUAUAUAUGCUACUUCAAACUCUUAUAUGAACUAAUGUGGUUUUAAUUUAGUGCUUUCACAUCAUUCGAGUUCGUGAUACCGUGAUUCUCUUCCUUUUUUAUUUAGGUACUCUCAUUUUAUUUUCCAUAUAGAAAUCAAGAUGUUAUUACACGAUUAUUAUCGCAUCUAAAAAUGAAUCAGCCAGCUGCCUCGAUUCAUACCCCAUAUAGAUAUUUACCCAAUUUGGUGUACGUCUGAUGCACGAGUAUUGAGUUACCUAUUUCGCCCCGCCUAUUCACAUUUCCAAUUGUAAGUAAAUCUCGUACUAAGAAGUUGACAGGUUGAGAUAAUUGCGAGUCGACGCUUUCGUAUUUUAUGAAUUGGAGUUGACCUUUUUCAUUCUAGAUAAAAAUAUGUUUUAUUGAAUCCGUUUUAACCAGAACCUAAUUAAUGGGAUUUUUAAGGUACUUGUUGCACCCCGGUAGUGGAAACUGAAGCUGAUGAGGUGAAUGUUACGGGUUUGGAGUCAGUAAAUGUGGUCUCCUGAAGUAAAGGCAAUCGGUAAAUUACACAAAGGAAGAAUUAAUUGGUUUUGCAAUUUAAACUCACAUAAUCUGUAAUCUAAUUAUCACUGUGAUCUUUAAUUUCUGACAACCCAAAGCCACCCUUAGAAUUCUAUAGUAAUUAAUUAUCAAUUCUGGGUCUGAAACUUCCCAUCCGUCCUGCAAUUUUGAUUACUGUUUGGAUUAUAUAUGUUUAGUUCAAGCAAGGAAGGUCAUCAUUUGUGUUAGGAUUGAUUUUACGAAUAUGAUUAAGUUAAUUAGUUCACCAAGGAUUGAAGUUUGCACAGGGUCAUAGAAGGAAAAAAAAAUUACGUUGUUAUGUUGAAGAGUUUGUCUUGAUGAUUCUUGUCGAAUCUACUAUAUAAGAAAAUAUCUUUAAAAUUAAGAAUUAUCUUGUGUUAUUUUGACUUGGACAUAUGAGUAGGUAUCUAGAUGCACUAAUUAUUUCAACUAAAAGAGCAAAAAAGAUAAACUAAGUGAUUAAUUAAGAUUGCAGUCGUUA